AUGCUUGACGAUCACGAUCGGUUUGGCCUAUUUGGAAUGCUGGGAGUUAUUCGCACCGCAGAUCAGGAUUCCACCACAUUAACUCUCGGCCGCGAUUUGACUACUUUGGGGCUCAGUCUGAACUCGGCAGAACCGCUAUAUGGAACGUUUGCAUCACCAUGGUUUGAGGUACCGACGUCGGCGGACGUAGAGGCAGAAUUCCAUGUGCCUGCAUGUUACAACGUUCAACCUCCACCUCCACCGCAAGCGAAGCUCAGCUCAGUUUUGGACGAGACACUCUUUUACAUGUUCUACUCUAUGCCGAGAGACGCCCUGCAGGACGCUGCAGCCAUUGAGCUUUACAAUCGGCAUUGGCGGUAUCACAAGGAGCUGAGGUUAUGGCUCAUGAAAGAUCAAGCCUCAGAGCAGUCGAAAACGCCGACAUUCGAGAGGGGAAGCUACAUUUUCUUUGAUCCGAACAGCUGGGAGAAGGUGAAGAAGGAGUUCAUUGUCAUGUACGAUGCCCUGGAGGAACGCCGGCAAGUCAGUGCUCUUCCACCCAACGGCAGCGCAGUCUCGGGCGCUCAUCCCACUGGAGCAACUACUGUUAACGGCGGUCUGUCCCUCUCUGGGUUGCCACAUGAGGGCCUAAGGAGAUCUAUCGCACAGCAAGGACAGGCACUCUGA
Gamsiella multidivaricata is the source of this 666-nucleotide messenger RNA. RefSeq lists its product as uncharacterized. Bases 1 to 666 code for a protein of 221 amino acids. Gene Ontology annotation, cellular component: P-body; CCR4-NOT core complex. The transcript is spliced from 2 exons. Gene Ontology annotation, biological process: regulation of DNA-templated transcription; nuclear-transcribed mRNA poly(A) tail shortening. The record is from RefSeq and is a predicted model, not a curated record. NCBI's taxonomy places the organism in Eukaryota, Fungi, Mortierellomycota, Mortierellomycetes, Mortierellales, Mortierellaceae.